AUGUAUUCCGAGGUAGCAUUUCUGAGACCAGAAGAAGCAGACUACAGUGCCUUUGGUACAGACACACUAAUAAAGAAGAAGAAUGUUUUAACCAAUGUGUUGCUUCCUGACAACCAUAGAAAAAAGCCACACAUAGUCAUUAGUAUGCCCCAGGACUUCAGACCUGUGUCUUCUAUUAUAGACGUGGAUAUUCUCCCAGAAACACAUCGUAGGGUCCGUCUUUACAAAUAUGGCACUGAGAAACUCCUAGGGUUCUACAUCCAGGUCGGCUCCAGUGUCAUGGUGACACCCCAUGGCUUAGAGAAGGUCCCAGGGAUCUUUAUAUCCAGAUUUGUGCCAGGAGGUCUGGCUCAAAGCACAGGACUAUUAGCCGUUAAUGAUGACGUUUUAGAAGUUAAUGGCAUAGAAGUUUCCGGGAAGAGUCUAGAUCAAGCAACUGAAAUGAGGAUUGCAAACAGCCACAACCUCAUCAUCACAGUGAGCCCAGCAAACCAGAGGAAUAACGUCAUUAGGAACAGUCGGACUCCCGGCAGCUCUGGCCAGUCUACUGACAACAGCCUUCCUGGCUAUCCACAGCAGAUCGAACCGAGCUUUGAGCCAGAGGAUGAAGACAGCGAUGAAGAUGACAUUAUUACUGAAGACAAUGGUGUGCCACAGCAGAUCCCUAAGGCUGUUCGUAACACUGAGAGCCUGGAAUCAUUAACACAAAAAGAACUCAGUUUUGAAUCUGGACAGAACGGUUUUAUUCCUUCUAAUGAAGUGAGCUUAGCACCCUUAGCAAGUGGCACAAAUACAGAAUUUGAAACGCGUGCUCCAGAUCAAAAACUCUUAGAAGAUGGAACAAUCAUAACACUAUGA
Balaenoptera acutorostrata (minke whale) is the source of this 858-nucleotide messenger RNA. Its product is annotated as partitioning defective 6 homolog beta-like. Gene Ontology annotation, molecular function: protein kinase C binding. NCBI's taxonomy places the organism in Eukaryota, Metazoa, Chordata, Mammalia, Artiodactyla, Balaenopteridae. The record is from RefSeq and is a predicted model, not a curated record. Gene Ontology annotation, cellular component: nucleus; apical plasma membrane; cell cortex. Gene Ontology annotation, biological process: centrosome cycle; regulation of cellular localization; establishment or maintenance of cell polarity. The transcript is spliced from 2 exons. The coding region runs from base 1 to 858 and encodes 285 amino acids.